Molecule: messenger RNA, 1643 nt
Organism: Boleophthalmus pectinirostris (great blue-spotted mudskipper)
Lineage: Eukaryota; Metazoa; Chordata; Actinopteri; Gobiiformes; Gobiidae
Gene: emid1
Product: EMI domain containing 1
Exons: 17
Coding region: 183-1643 (486 amino acids)
Molecular function (GO): protein binding
Source: RefSeq, a predicted model, not a curated record
CCGAUACCGUGCGUGUGCGUGUGAAGUGUGAAGUGUGCUCGUGCGUGAACGGGAUGUGCGUACGGUCCAAGUGGAGUCCCUGAGCCCCGCUGACACACGCUGCGUCCUCCGCUCUUCAGCCGAUUUGAGUCUCUUGUUUUCGGGGCGCUCUUCCCAACUUUGCCGCUUGUGCCGUGGAGGACAUGGGGACUCAGAAGUGCUCACUGCCCGCGGGUUGGAGGUGUAGGUGGUGGUGGAGGAGGACGCUGGUGGUGUGGACCGUAGCGGUGUUUUGGAUGAGCUCUGCCGCCGACGGGACAUGGAAGACCGGGUUGUACAAGGAGCAGAGCCCGGCGGGAGCGCACACCUCCGUAUAUCACAAGAGGAACUGGUGUCCCCACACGGUGACAAAGACAGUGACGUGUCAGGUGCACAAUGGGACGGUGGUGCAGAGGGUGUACCAGAGCUGCCGCUGGCCGCAGGGCUGCUCCGGGGGCAGUUAUCGAACUGUGGUGCGGCCGUCCUAUAAGCUGGUGUACCGCACCGUCACCUCUCUGGAGUGGAAGUGCUGCCCGGGCUAUAGUGGACCUGCCUGUACUGACCACAAUCGAGGAGAGCUGCGUGUGGCGCAGGAGGCCGUGAGGAAAGCAUCCGGCGUAAAGAAGCCCCCAACCCAGACCCCCGGGCCCGCCUACACCUGUGCCAACUGCAGCGGCCUCUCUGCUCUGGGACACAGACUCUCCUCUCUCGAGACCAAGAUCCAGCUGCUGACAUCCUCUGGGUCUUCGUCACAUCGCCCCCUUCAGGUUAAAGGAGGUGUGUCUCUGAUGGGGGCAGUGCCGUCACAGGGAGCUCCUGGAGAGCAAGGCCCAGCUGGUCCUCAGGGGGAGAAGGGCAGAGAUGGACUUCCUGGCAGAGAUGGGACACCAGGCUCUAGGGGGCCAGCCGGCCCCAUGGGGCCUCGAGGGGACGCAGGGACGAGGGGCCCGUCUGGAAGCCCAGGGGCCCGGGGCCCGGCUGGACCAGCAGGUCCCCGUGGGCCCCCAGGGCUCCCAGGAGACAGGGGGCUCCCAGGCCCCCCCGGCCCCCCAGGACCACCCGCACCUGUCAGCGCACGCAUCCCAGAACCAGAAGCUCGAGGAAAAGACCACUUCUUCACCAACACGUUUCAUGACUCCAGAGGGGCCCCUGUGCCUGGCCCCCAGGGGCCACCAGGGCCAGUGGGUCCUCCUGGUCCCAGAGGCCCCUCAGGACCCCCUGGGCCCCCAGGGCAGAACGGUAAAUCUGGAACACCAGGGGCCCAGGGCCCUGUAGGGCCAAAGGGAGAGCGUGGUGAGAGAGGUCCUGCUGGGGCCCAUGGAGAGCGGGGCUUCAGGGGAGAGCCGGGAGUACCAGGUCCAAAGGGAGAGCCUGGAGAGAAGGGGUUACCGAGCAAUCUCAAUGGAGACGGCAUACACCAGAUCAGAGAGGCCCUGAAGAUCUUAGCCGAGAGGGUUUUAAUCCUCGAGACUAUGAUCGGUAUCCAUGAGCCUGAUCUGGGGUCUGGGGAUGGAGCUUAUGGUACAGCGCCCCCUAGCUUCUACAGGGACAAGCGCUCCGGGUCCCUUCCACAGCGCCUGUCCACUUUGCUCUCCUCGUCUGACGGCAAACCCCGAGGGAACUAG